Molecule: messenger RNA, 2235 nt
Organism: Cladocopium goreaui
Lineage: Eukaryota; Dinophyceae; Suessiales; Symbiodiniaceae
Source: the annotation of a GenBank genome assembly
AUGGCAGAGGCCACAGCUGGUGCCUACUACAGUGGGCCAUUGCAGUUGAUCCAAAUCGAUGAGGAUGGGAAGUGUCAUUUGCAAGAGAAUGCUGUGGCGAUCCUGAAUCAGAUUCCUGGACGACUGGCAGUGGUGGGCAUUGCCGGCUUGUAUCGAACUGGAAAGUCCUUCCUUUUGAAUCGGCUGUUGGGUCUGCAGGAUGGCUUUGAGAUUGGCCCCAGCGUGAAUCCUUGCACCAAGGGUCUUUGGAUCUGGGGCCAACCAGUACAGUUGGCGCCGGACUACUAUUGCAUCCUCAUUGAUACGGAGGGCUUGGGCUCAACACAGCGAAGUGCCAGCUGUGACAUGCAAAUUCUGUCGCUCUGCAUCUUGCUGUCGUCCUAUUUUAUCUACAACUCCAUUGGUGCUAUCGAUGAACAGGCCAUCGACGAGCUUCACCUGGUCCUGAACCUUGCAACACAUAUCCAUGUGAAGAGCAGAAGGAAAAAUGAGGAAGAGAAACGCGCUGAUCUCUCGCAAUACUUCCCCAUCUUUCUGUGGGUGCUUCGUGACUUUCACCUCACCUUGCAAGAUGAAGAAGGUGCAGCAAUCACUGAAAAGGAAUACCUGGAGAGAGCUCUAAGGCUUGUACCUGGCCAGGAGGAGAAGAACCAGCUGAGGGAGGUGAUCAAAGAGCUUUUUCGCGAACGGGACUGCGUGACCAUCGUUCGGCCUGUGGCGGAUGAAGCGGAGCUGAGGAACAUUCAGAACGUGGAGUAUGAAAAGCUGCGGCCGCAGUUUCGCACUCAAGUGGAGGCCUUUGUAAAGAAGGUCUACACCAAUCUGAAGCCCAAGAAGAUUGAUGGAGCCGUUGUUUCCGGAAGUAUGUUUGUGGACCUUGCUGCGGAGUACUGUAAAGCCAUCAACAGCAGUGUGGUGCCAACCAUCCACACCGCUUGGGCCUCCGCCAUCCAGCACCAACUACGCUUGAGCCUGCGAGACGCCGUGCAAGCCUACCGCACCAAGAUGAACGAGCACGCCAUGCAGCACCUGCCGAUGUCUGAGGACAAGCUCCGUGACCUGCAUAAGGUGGCCAAGGCUGAGGCCCUGAAGAUUCUGCUCGCCACCAAGUUGGACAGCGACCCCAGGUUUCGAGAGAGCCGGAGUCAAUUUGCAACCAGGGUGAAGCAGCUGUUUGAGCAUGUGAGGAUGGAGAACUCAAACGUUUCACAGCGUCAAUGUGACAAAAUUGCAAGGGAGCUGUUCAAGUCCAUUGAGCAGAAGUUGCAGGCCAAGGGUACGUACCAGGGCUUCAACGACCUUCUGUCUGAUUGGGAGCAGUUGAAGCAGCUCUAUCUCCAAAAAUCAGCUGGGCCUUCCAAGUUGGAGGUGCUCAGUGGCUGGUUGAAUCAGCAGCUACUGCAGGCAGCGCAACGGCUCUGGGAGGAAUUCGAACUGGCCAUGGAGGAGCGGAAGAGCCAACUGCGGCAGCAGCUGGCAGAGAGUGAGGCGCGCAUGUUGCAGGUUAAGGCACCAGAUGAAGCACAGAGGCAAUGGCUCUCCGAGCGCUUGGACCUGGAGAGGCGUUUGGACGAAGCAAAGAGGAAUGCUGAGUCUGUCUCCCAAAAAGCUGCGCGAGAGAAAGCCCAACUGCUGGAUUCAGAGCGAACGCUUCGGGAGCAGAUGAAGAUCAUGCAGGACAGGUUGAACUCUGAGCGUCGGGUCCCAGCACUGGAGACAACUCCCAGCAUGGCUAGCACAACCAACUCGGAGAUUCAAAACCUCAAGGACUCAGUGGUGGCCAUGGUGUCGGAGCUGCGAAGUAAGGAGCUGCAGAGGAACCAGAUGCAGUUGCAAGUGGAGCAUGACAAGCAGAUGAUGUCCUUGGAGCGCCGCUUCCAAAAGCAACUGCAAGAAGCCAGGUCCAGGAGCGAGCAGCUUCUAGAGAAGCUACGGCAGAGUUAUGAUGCGGAAGUGGACACCCUGAAGCGCUCGCAAUCGGAGCUGCGGGAUCAAAACAAGGACUUGGAGCACAAGUUGAGCUAUGCGCAGCAGGAAUCCAAGUUGCUCAACCGACAUCUCCAUGAAUCGGAGGAAGCGCGCCGCAUUCAACAACGGCAGGUGGAAGUGGCACAGCAACAGUCGCAGCUUCUCCUUGGGGCCCUGGAGAGAUUGGGUGCAGGCAAAGAUUCUGACGAGAAGGAGCUACUGACUGCAGAGGACUUUCUGAUUUGGUCCAAGUGCCAGAAGAACUGA